UCCUCCUGCUCCUUCCAGCUAGAUGCCAUGAUGCCAGGAUCCCGGCCUAUCGCGACAGCCUCUGUAUGCUCGAGACCGCCACCAUGCUCUGCCGGCUAUUUAAACCGCUGUAAGGUGCCGCCUGCACUCUUGCGGCCAGCAGCGUGAGAAUCGCCCAGCUGUCCCUUCUUUUCCCCUACCAUGCGUUCUCUCCAGUACGGCGCUGCCCUUGGGGCAUUGACUAUCACGGCCUCGGCCACCCCGAAUCCGUAUGGCUGGAAGCCGAAGCCGAAGCCACGCGACGUCUGGCGUCCUGCCGUCGAAUCUAAAGCUCUCCAGGCCGCCGUUACGGAGGAGGCUCUCCUUGCUCAUGCGGAGCAGCUCCAGGACCUUGCCUAUUCUUAUCCUGAACGUAACCGUCUUAUGGGUAGCCAAGCCCACAACGAUACGGUGACCUAUAUCUACGACAAGCUCUCGGCCCUGGACUAUUACGACGUCACUCUCCAACCGUGGAACGCUGUGGUCCAAACAAGUGCCGAUGCCUCUCUGUCCGUCGACGGCAGUCCCGUGAAUGCCUCCGUGAUGGAGUACUCGGCCAGCGGCAAUGUCACGGCUCCUUUGAUCGUCGUGAGCAACCUUGGCUGCGACCAGUCCGAUUACCCAGCCGAGGUCGAAGGCAACAUUGCCCUCAUCUCUCGCGGCGAGUGCGAGUUUGGCCUCAAGUCGGUUUAUGCCGGGCUGGCUGGCGCCCUCGGCGCGGUCGAGUACAACAAUGUUCCCGGCGCUCUGAGCGGCACGCUGGGUACACCUCGUGAAGAGGGCCCCUAUGUCCCGACCGUCGCCGUUUCACAAGAGAUAGGGACUGGUUGGGUCGAUGCCAUUGCGGCCGGCGAGACCAUCACUGCAGCCCUCUACACUAAUGUCGUGAUCACUGACACGACCACGUUCAAUGUCCUCGCGCAGACCAAAGGCGGUGACCCCAACAACACGCUCAUCAUCGGUGCGCACAGUGACUCCGUCGCUGCCGGACCAGGCAUCAAUGACAACGGCAGCGGCACGUCCGCCACUCUCGAAGUCGCCAUCCAGCUUUCCAACUUUACCACGACCAACUCCGUACGCUUCGGGUUCUGGUCGGGCGAAGAAGAAGGCCUGCUUGGCAGCACCUACUACGUGGAGCAGCUAUCAGCCGCCGAACUAGCCAAGCUCCGCCUCAACCUCAACUUCGACAUGCUCGCCUCCCACAACUUCGUCUACGCCAUCUACGACGGCGAUGGCGACACUUUCAACACAACGGGCCCGGCCGGUUCCGCCGAGGCCGAACACCUCUUCCAAGAAUACUUUGAGUCGCGCGGCCUCAACCACACGGCCACGGCCUUCAACGGCCGCUCCGACUACGGGCCCUUCCUGGAGGCGGGCAUCGCGGCCGGUGGCAUCGACACGGGCGCCGAGGGCAUCAAGACGCCGGAGGAGGUCGAGCAGUUCGGUGGCACGGCUGGCGUCUCGUACGAUGCGUACUACCACAGCGUGGAAGACACGCUGGACAAGCUGAACGCGACGGCGUAUACGGUCUCGGCGCAGGCGGUCGCGCAUGCGGUUGCGACGUACGCGGACAGUUUUGCGAGUCUGGGGCAGGAGGCGGCUGUCGCGCGCAGGGGCGUGCAGUGGCAUGCGCCGGUGCUGGGACGUGCUAGUGCUGGUGCCAGCGGUGCUAGGCCGAUGCGUAGGCGCGACGCUUUCAGGAGCAAGAAGCUGGGGAUUGCGUAUCUCUAGUGUGGCAUUGAUAGCGUGAGGGCGUGCAUGUAAAUUGAGUUUGAUGGGAUUUGAUUGUCAAUAUGAUGUGCAUACUUGGGCGCUUACACC
Aplosporella prunicola CBS 121167 is the source of this 1839-nucleotide messenger RNA. RefSeq lists its product as uncharacterized. The transcript is spliced from 4 exons. NCBI's taxonomy places the organism in Eukaryota, Fungi, Ascomycota, Dothideomycetes, Botryosphaeriales, Aplosporellaceae. The record is from RefSeq and is a predicted model, not a curated record. Gene Ontology annotation, biological process: proteolysis. The coding region runs from base 181 to 1749 and encodes 522 amino acids. Gene Ontology annotation, molecular function: aminopeptidase activity; metalloexopeptidase activity.